This is a messenger RNA of Scatophagus argus, 1881 nucleotides long. RefSeq names its product centromere protein L (gene cenpl). Lineage: Eukaryota; Metazoa; Chordata; Actinopteri; Scatophagidae. Bases 135 to 1241 code for a protein of 368 amino acids. The transcript has 5 exons. The record is from RefSeq and is a predicted model, not a curated record.
GAGGAAGAAGGAGGAGGGGGGCACUUCCUGUUUGGAUUGAUGUGAUUGGCUGAUUCUUACUGCGCAGACUCCUGGGAAAGCGCGAUGUUCAAAUUUGUUUCCGGUUUCAUUCUGCUUCAUUCCGUACGACAGAUAUGGAGCGGCAGCAUAGCAGUGCCAUAAGGACCCCCUCCAACAGUGUUGUGGUUCAGAGGAGGAGCAAAAGUAAGAGUUACCGGCUGUCAUACCGCAGCUGCUUAGGUGCUGCUUCACGACUUGGCUUAACUCCAGCUUUGACAGCACGGAGGCUCAACACCAGCAGAAGGCCUCCAAAGUCACGCAAUAUUACUGAGAAGGUGAAUCCAGAGCAACUGGCCUUGCUGGUGAAAACCGAGUGGCAGCUGUCGUACGUUACUCCUCUCUACCAGUUUAGACACACUCAGCUGAAGCGCUACUCCAGGCAGCUCUCAGCAUUCAUUGCUGCAGAGAAGCAACAAGGUUUGGCAGUGGAAGUGGAAGGACCACAGAGCAGCUUCAGAGUCUCCUUCUCUGUGGUGCAGGGGCUGGUUGAGACGGACGAAGAUGCUGAGACAGUCCUCAUACAGAUCCAUUCAAAGCCUUUGUUUGCCAGGCAGGAUGAGCCUCAGAGGCCAAUAUGGAGCGGCUGGCUGACCUGCAUCAACGGCAACCCUGAAUACCUGCGCUCGCUUCCAAAGGACUUUGUCUGCCUGCCCCUCUUUGGCAGCAGUGGGGCUGAGGCUCUCACUAAUGUGGUCAAAUCCUGGUUCCAGCAGACCUUCGACUGCUGCUUUGGCCACCUGGAGAUCAGCCACACCAGCCUGCAGUGGCUGGUGGCCUUGUGGACCAACUGCCAUGCCGAGUCCAGCAUCCAGCACCUCAAAAUGACUUGGACAAUUCCAGCUGUGCCACCGCUGCAAGUGACCUACACAGUUGACCCCCAAGAUGCAUCAGAGCUGUGGGGCAGUGUGAGAAAUGGUCCACAGGAGGAAGAUAAAGGAGGGGAGGAGAUGGAGGGAGAGAGUAGUAUUGAUAUUGAGGAGGUGAUGAGGUUCAUCCAUGCAUUGAAGAGCCACUUCUACAGACACUUCAGGUUGGAUCUGUCAGCGGGAAGCCUGAACCAAGUCACCACAGCACUGGGCUCAGCCAAGUACGCCGGCAGGAUCAAGAUCUCCAGCAGCAGAUACAUGAUCGCCACCCUGACGCUGCUGACAGAAUGUGCCCUCCUCAAAAUGCCCAUCUGAGUGCCAUAAAAAAGACUUUUUACAGCACCAAGGAAAUACAACAUUACAACAGCAGCAUUCAUUUGGGAAAAAAAGGCCCGGAGAAACUGGAUAUGCAGUUAUGAUUUUUUUUUUUUUUUUGCUUUUUUGGAUUUUUUUAAAAUUCUUUCACAUGAAACAUGAAAUGAAAAGUUGUCUUCUGCAAUCUUUUCUUUAACAAAGGUACAACAGAGUUACAUUCCAGCAUAUAAAUGCAGGAACCCUUGUGGCUGUAAUUAUGGGCGACUAUUGAGGAAAACAUAUCAGGUUCCAUUCUCUCUUGUAAAUACUACUUGUUUAUAUUCUCGUCCAGCGGUUUCUACAUUUUUGACAUUUACAGUUUUAAAUAAAAGGAAAAAGGAAGCAGUGUGUUGGUGAACAGUUUCAAGCAUGAUUUAAAUUCAGUUUCAAAAGACUUAAAAUAAUGAGUCUCAUGCAAGCAGGGUUUGGGUCUUUUAUGUAAUUUGUGGUGUAUUUAUCUUAUUGCAACAGCUGACUGGCCAAUAACACAAAGAUAUUUCCAUUGGGUGUCCUUUCAUCUAGGCUUUAUAUUCAUUUAGUGUUGCAAUUAAUUGUUUUACUUAUCAAUUAAUAGCUCUGUAAAUAAAAUGUCAGAAAUGCU